Stylophora pistillata is the source of this 893-nucleotide messenger RNA. RefSeq lists its product as uncharacterized. The record is from RefSeq and is a predicted model, not a curated record. Lineage: Eukaryota; Metazoa; Cnidaria; Anthozoa; Scleractinia; Pocilloporidae.
UGGCGUGGCACUACAUUAUAAUUCUCUGUAUAGCACGAAAAGUUAAACUUCGACCAAAGAUAGGAGCUUCAAAAAUGAAUCGUUUGCUGUUCACCCCGAUUGUUCUUGUUCUGAUGGCUCUACCUGCUGUCGCUUUGAAAUGUUACGUCUGCGGUGGUGAUGAAGACGCCUGUAAGAAAAGCAAAUUGGAGGACAACAAGGCCACCUAUUUAAAAACGUGUUUGCUUGGCGAUAAAUGCUUCAGAACCUGGGAAAAACUCAAAGAUAACGAUGUCACAGUUUCGAGCGGAUGCGGUUACCAAUCUACCUGUGACACCCUAAAAUCAGUUUGUGAUAAAGCGAAAGAUACUCUGAAGGACUACCACUGCGCGGUUGGCUGCUGUUCUAGUGACGGAUGUAACGCAGGCACAUCUUUUACCUGCAACAUCAUCCUGUUGGCCGUUUGCUUUCUCGUGAGCCUGGAACUGCUGAAGUAAGCUGGAAACACUUUUACCAGGCUGCUGUUCUCAUAGCUUGCCACUUAUGUCAAGACUUUUAACUUUUUAUUCCUUUUUGCAUCAAUUUUUUCUUGCUUUGGUUUGUUUUGUUUUGUUUUUUGUUUCUGUUUGCUUCUUUUUUUCUGAUAGGUUAUGUUAAACUGGACAGUGGAAUAUUUCAUUUGCGCAGUCUUCAAGAUUAUGUAAAGGUCUUGAGCUAUGAGAAUCUCUAGUGCAAGUUUAACGCGCUGCCAGACAAUAGCAUUUUAAAUAGCUUUUAUACUUACGAUAUAUUAGUUGCAUUAUAUACCUACAUUUAAACUUUGUGAGCUAAGUUCUAAUCAUAGCGGUUUUCUAGUUGUUAGCUUCGCUUUCUCAGCUGGUGGUAGUCAAUAAAGAUUCUCUCAAUGGGGUUAA